Molecule: messenger RNA, 771 nt
Organism: Pyrgilauda ruficollis (rufous-necked snowfinch)
Lineage: Eukaryota; Metazoa; Chordata; Aves; Passeriformes; Passeridae
Gene: LSM12
Product: LSM12 homolog
Exons: 5
Coding region: 68-652 (194 amino acids)
Molecular function (GO): RNA binding
Source: RefSeq, a predicted model, not a curated record
CGUGCGGCCCCGCCCCCGCCGCGCCUGGCCGAGGCGAGCGGAGCCGCGGGCGCUGCGGGCGGACAAGAUGGCGGCGCCGGGCGAGUACUUCAGCGUGGGCAGCCAGGUGUCCUGCCGCACCUGCCAGGAGCAGCGCCUCCAGGGCGAGGUCGUCGCCUUCGACUACCCCAGCAAGAUGCUGGCGCUCAAAUGCCCCUCUUCCAGUGGCAAGCCCAACCACGCAGACAUCCUGCUCGUAAACUUACAGUACGUGUCAGAAGUGGAAAUAAUCAAUGACCGCACGGAAACGCCUCCCCCUUUAGCCUCCCUCAACGUCAGCAAGCUUGCCAACAAAGCACGGACGGAGAAGGAGGAGAAGAUGAGCCAGGCGUAUGCAAUUAGUGCUGGUGUCUCUCUGGAGGGGCAGCAGCUCUUCCAGACCAUCCAUAAGACCAUUAAAGACUGUAAAUGGCAGGAGAAGAACAUAGUUGUGAUGGAAGAAGUCGUCAUUGCCCCUCCCUACCAGGUGGAAAACUGCAAAGGCAAAGAGGGGAGCGCCCUGAGCCACGUACGCAAAAUAGUGGAGAAACAUUUCCGGGACGUGGAAAGCCAGAAGGUCCUGCAGCGUUCACAAGCACAGCAGACACAGAAGGACACGUCCCUGUCAUCCUGAGGCCACCUCGAGGCCACCGCCCUGUCCCCGUGUCCCCUCCCCGGAGGCGGCGCCGGGGGCACCUUCGACUUUUAUUUCCUUUUUUUUUUUUUUUUUUUUUUUUUUUUUUUUUUUUUUGG